Lolium perenne is the source of this 2454-nucleotide messenger RNA. RefSeq lists its product as uncharacterized. The record is from RefSeq and is a predicted model, not a curated record. Lineage: Eukaryota; Viridiplantae; Streptophyta; Magnoliopsida; Poales; Poaceae.
CCCAGUACCAAUACUCGUCCUAACCUCCUCAGCUAGCUCAGUUGCGAUUACAACCAAGUAGCACACACAGCUAGCUCCCAUACUGAUUAGAUAUUUUGAUGGGGAACACACACCAGGCCGGCAUCAAGAAAGAUGAUCAUGGCGGGAGCCAAGACCAGCAGCCACAGGCGGCCUCCGUUGCCACUGAUCAGCUCCGAGCCGGCGUCAAGGGAGAUGGAGGCUGCAGUCACGACCAGCAGCCACAGGUGGUCGACCUUGAUCAGUUCCAGGCCGGCGCUGCAGAUAGAGCACGAAACCAGCUGCAGCCUCUCGGUGGUGACGGCGGAGGGCAUGACGUUGAGACCACCUCCAUGAAUAUCUCAGCUAUGGAGUCUACUAGGAAACUUAAAAGCAUCACUGUAGGACAACAAAACUGCAGAGUCUUUGCACGUCUAAUAAGACUUUGGGAUGCAAUAAACAGUAAUCCAAGAUAUGGAGAUGCAUUGAUCAGUAUUGAUGGCAUUCUAUUAGAUGAAGAUGGCACCAUGGCACAGAUCAGUGUGCCCAAGAAAUUUGAAAGACAAUUCCGCCGCUUACUAGCCCAAGGAUCUGUCUACUUUAUUUCAGAUAUUGCAGCUAUUGAUGCCAGAAGCAAAUCAUAUGUCUACCAGCAUCAGAACUAUAUGCUGCAAUUUAAACACGAGACAAAGGUCAUGAGAUCCAUUCAAGAGGGGCAAAUAUACCUGCACUUUCGUUUAACUUUUGUCCAUUUGACCAUAUGCCAAGAAAAGCAAUUCAUUCCAAACCACUCCUGGAUAUAAUAGGAGUAAUCAGUGAUGUUGGUCCAUAUGAUUAUGCUAGCCCAACAUCUCAAAAGAAACUUCGAAAGAUUAAAAUUCGCAACCUUGAUAAACAAACGAAAGAAUUAAUUCUAUGGGGAGAACAUGGAGAAUCAUUUGAUGAAGAAUCAGUGCUUAAAAAAUCUAAACAAGGAAUUGUGAUAGCCAUUUUUGCUGGUAUUACUGCAUCAAUACAGAAAUUUACAGGUAUGAUACAAGGAUCCUCAAGUUCUGCAACUCAAAUAUAUCUUGACCUCGAUAUACCUGAAGUUCAAAAGUAUCGCACUAGCUAUCAAUGGAAAUGUCCAGCUCUGCAAAAGCAUCUCCCUCAAGUUACACAACUAUCUCAACAUGAAGCUGCAGGCAAGCUAUACACCAUUAAACAAAUAUCUACACUGCCAGCUUCAUCAUUUCAGGGAGGAGCAGCCUUCAGUACAGUUGCAGAAGUAACAUCAAUUAUACCGUCAGUCAAAUGGUACUACAAAGGAUGCAUGUGUUGUGGAAAAGGAUACAAGAAGAUGUCAGAUACCCCAACAUGCACCUGCCAAUUUCCAGUUCCAAGCCCGAUGUACAAACUUCCGCUUACAAUCACAGAUAGCUCAGGAAGUUUGGAUGCAAUAGCAUUCUCUAAAGUAGCUGAAAACUUAGUUGAGCAUCACGCUGACCAAGUUUCUAUGAACAUGAAGAUUGAUGCUACAGAUCAUGCGAUUGCCCUUGAGAAUGCCAUUGGUAAAGAAAGAUUAUUUUAUAUUGGAAUGAAUAAUGCUGGCAAGUACCCUAUAAAGUAUGUCCUAAAAAGAAGUUUCUCCAUGGACAAUACAAACUCAAUGCCCAUGCUAACUGUUCCAAAGGCAACACACGAUGAAAACCUACUUUCCAUUCCAACGUCAUCUGCCAUAAUUACACAAAGUCCAAUUGCACAGCAACCAGAUGACUCCUACAAAAGUACACCUCCAGUUGAUGCGCAAACAACUAUCCACAUGAAGGAAAACGAAACCAGAUCUGGAGCAAAAAGAAGCAUUGAUUUUAAUGAAGAAGAUACCGACAAAUCAAACAGGUCAAUUAAUGAAAACAAUGGCAAAAAACAAGACAUCAUCUUUGGCGAGAAAUCAACAAAUCAACUUCCUAUCAGCUCAACGGAACUGGAUCAUACUCCUACGAAAAAACACAAACAAUGACGAUACCACUGUGAUAAGCUACUACAAAAAGCCGGAGUAAACCAAACAUGCAGGCGAUAUGUCAUUGAACACGUAGGAGAUCUUCCGGUAUGCUUCCAACAAAUAAUAAGCUUCACUACCUAGAACCACGACCUUCACAGCCUAUAACCGCAACGACACGGCAUUGAUCAAAAUUUGUACCAGCUUCUAUCGUAACCAUGAAAUGCGGGCCAAUUAAUGGUAAUGGUCGCCAGUUGGGUAAUAACUGGCAAUCGUGAAAUAUUGCAACACGAGCAGGCCAACCGUACGUCGUUUAGUGGUUUGUUGGUGCUUGGUCUGUACUGAUUCUACAAGCUUGCCUGUACUUCAGAAUUUAGAUAGUCAAUUGUUGUUGCUUGUAAAUGUCAUUUGUUUGCAUGUAAAAGUAACAUUCAAUGAGUUAAUGUUGUAAAAGUACGUCGUUUGUACUGAUUCUACAA